Messenger RNA from Aspergillus tubingensis, 978 nucleotides. RefSeq names its product putative glycerol dehydrogenase (GldB) (gene gldB). NCBI's taxonomy places the organism in Eukaryota, Fungi, Ascomycota, Eurotiomycetes, Eurotiales, Aspergillaceae. Gene Ontology annotation, cellular component: cytosol. The record is from RefSeq and is a predicted model, not a curated record. Bases 1 to 978 code for a protein of 325 amino acids. The transcript has 2 exons. Gene Ontology annotation, molecular function: aldose reductase (NADPH) activity.
AUGUCUUCCGGACAGUCCUUCACUCUCCACAACGGCGUCAAGAUCCCCGGCGUUGGUUUCGGUACCUUCGCCAACGAGGGUGCCACCGGUGAGACCUACAAGGCCGUCACCUGCGCUCUCAACACCGGAUACCGUCACCUCGACUGUGCCUGGUACUACCUGAACGAGGGUGAGGUUGGUGAUGCCGUCAAGGACUUCCUCGCUGCCAACCCCUCUGUCAAGCGUGAGGACAUCUUCAUCUGCACCAAGGUCUGGAACCACCUCCACCGCCCCGAGGAUGUGCAGUGGUCUAUUGAGAGCUCCCUCAAGAAGCUCAAGGUCGACUACGUUGACCUCUUCCUCGUCCACUGGCCCAUUGCUGCCGAGAAGGAGACUCAGGAGAAGCCUAAGAUCGGCCCUGAUGGAAAGUACGUGAUCCUCAAGGAUCUCACUGAGAACCCCGAGCCCACCUGGAGGGCUAUGGAGAAGAUCUACAAGGAUAAGAAGGCCAAGGCGAUCGGUGUCUCCAACUGGACCAUCGAGGGUCUAGAGAAGCUCCUCAAGUACGCCGAGAUCAAGCCUCACGUCAACCAGAUCGAGAUCCACCCCUUCCUGCCCAACCAGGAGCUCGUCGACUACUGCUUCAAGCACGACAUCCUGCCCGAGGCCUACUCUCCCCUGGGCUCUCAGAACCAGGUCCCCACGACGGGUGAGAGGGUCAGCGAGAACCAGACCCUGAACGACAUCGCCAAGAAGGGCGGCUACACCCUGGCGCAGGUGCUCAUCGCCUGGGGUCUGCGUCGUGGCUACGUUGUGCUCCCCAAGAGCUCCAACCCCGCCCGUAUCGAGUCCAACUUCAAGAGCAUCCAGCUCACGGAUGAGGAGUACGAGGCCGUCAACAAGGUGGCCGAGGGUCGUCACUUCCGCUUCGUCAACAUGAAGGACACCUUUGGCUACGACGUGUGGCCCGAGGAGACCGCCAAGAACCUGUCCGCUUAG